Molecule: messenger RNA, 2039 nt
Organism: Striga hermonthica
Lineage: Eukaryota; Viridiplantae; Streptophyta; Magnoliopsida; Lamiales; Orobanchaceae
Source: the annotation of a GenBank genome assembly
ACAUACUGGCAGCACCCUUGCCAAAUAAUUACAAGGAUACUAACUUGGUGUUCGAUGGGACUUCUGAUCUGUCGAGACACGUGAGGACAUUUGAAAAUAUGGCUGUGCUGCACGGAUAUACUGACCCUGUCAGUUGCAGGGCCUUUUUAUCGACCCUUAGGGAAGGGGCGCUCGACUGGUUCCAACAGCUCCCCCCAGGCUCGAUAGUGGACUUUGAGAAUUUUGCGGAGAAGUUGACAAAUCAAUAUUCGAGCGAGGUGGCUCAGGAGAAAACGUAUUUGACAUUGAUGGCGAUGAGACAAGGCGAGAAGGAGUCACUGCGUAAAUAUGUUGCUCGAUACAAUCAGGCUUGUUUGGAGAUUCCAUCGGCGGUCGACGUGGUCAAGGCGGGAGGGCUGAUAAGAAGUCUGCGGGCAGGACCGUGUCGGACCUCUCUGGCUAAGACCCUUGCUCACACGUAUGAUGAAGUAUUGAGGAGGUGCAGGAAAUAUAUCAAUGUCGAGGAGACUGAGGCGGAGUUUGCCAAACUAGAGGAGCUAGGUCGAGGGGAGUCAAGGAAGGAGAAAGCAGUUUCGCCUAAAAGGAAAAACUCGCCCAGGAGGGAGGGGCGAGCUAAGCAAGAUCGAGGGCGAGAGGACAGGUGGAAGGACCGACCUAUCUCUGGAGGGAAGAGAUUCCACGAUUACACCCCACUGAACGCGAAGGUAGCCGAGGUUCUGAUGGCUAUGGAGAAAGGGAUAGAUGGGAAGGAUGUGACGUGGCCAAGGUCGAGGUUCGAAGGGCCCACCCAACCGAAGUCGAGGAGAUAUUGCCACUUCCAUAAAGACUAUGGCCAUACUACUGAGGAUUGUCGGCAUCUCAAGGACGAAAUUGAGCGCCUUAUUCAAGCAGGGCAUCUCAAGGAGUUUGUCUAUCAGGAUAAGGGGAGGAGAAAGGAGAAGAGAAGGUGUCGGGAGGAAUCGGCAGAGAGGAGUGAGGAAAACGAUGAUGAGGAUGCGCGAGGUGGUCGAGAUGCUCAAAAAAGAGAUGAGGGGAAGAGGAGGCGAGGAAGUAGAGAGCGGGAAAGAGAAGGAGAUGGAGGCCAAGUAAAGAGAGGCACAAUAUAUAUGAUUUCAGGAGGACCAACUGACGGGGACUCGAACAAUGCGAGAAGAGGCCACGUUCGAGCAAUGAAAAGGAAGAGGGAAGAGGUGAGUAUCACGACUCGCAUGCCGGUGAUAAGUUUUAAGGCGGAGGAUGCCGAGGGGGUGGUCCUGCCGCACAAUGAUGCCUUGGUGAUAACUGCGGAAGUCGCAGGUUUCGACGUGAAGAGGGUAUUCAUUGAUACUGGGAGUUCGGUAGAUGUGAUGUUCUACGACUGUUUUGUGCAGAUCAACAGGGAGCUGAAUAUGGAGCUGAAACCGGUGACCACGGCACUUUAUGGCUUUAAUGGGGGAGAGGUUAUGCUGAUGGGAGAGGACAGGCAAAAAGUGGAGAAAGGUAAGGAGAAAAUGGAUAUCCAACCUGGGGAAGAAGUUGAGGAGAUUCAGAUGAUCGAGGGGUGUGAAGGGAGAAAGUUCAGGAUCAGAAAGGAUUUGGGAGAACCUAUUCGGUCGAGGUUGAUCCAGUUGGUUAGGGAGUUCGCUGAUAUUUUUGCCUAUACGGCAGAGGAGUUAACGGGAAUAAUCCGGAGAAGGUUCGAGCAUCGGCUAAACAUCGACCCCAGCGUGAGGCCGGUGAAGCAGAAGAGGAGGCACCAUGGGGCGGAGAUGGAUACGAUCAUCGAGCAGGAGGUCGAGAAACUGUUGGGAGCAAGACAUAUUAAGGAGAUUCAGUUCCCCGAAUGGUUGUCAAACACGGUGAUGGUGUCGAAGGCGGAAGGGAAGUGGAGGAUGUGCAUCGAUUUCCGCGAUCUGAACAAAGCAUGCCCGAAGGAUUUAUAUCCGCUUCCUAGGAUCGACCAGCUGGUCGAAUCCACAGCCGGGUGUGAGCUACUCAGUUUGAUGGACGCAUCCCAGGGUUAUCAUCAGAUCCCUCUGGCUCGUGAGGAUUGGAAAAGG